AUGGGACAACGAAAAACCAAGCAUGUUCAUCAAUCGGAAGAAUUUCAAAAUUCUAAUAAAAUAUUAUUGAUUGGGCGAAGAGGUAUUGGAAAAAGUACUUUAUGCCGUUCAUUAAACAAGUUCCGAGUCGAGAAUGGCAAUGAUCCACUUUGUUCUUGUGAAGAUUUUCAAUCACGUCUCGAUAAUGCUUGUGAUCGUAUCAUUCAAAGAUUAUUUCAAAUAUUAAUGGAUGAUGAAAUUCAGUUGAUUUGUAAAAACACGGCUUUUGAAGGUAGGCAUGAUUUGAAAGAUCAUCUCUUCGAUCAUGAUAGGCAGAAAUUUACGAGCGAUCAUUUUGUAGAGCUUUGGAAUAAGAAUAACAGAUUAAUGAGAGAGUAUUUGUACACCAAUUUGAUUGAUCCAUAUGGUGAAUUUGAAAAUGUGGAUCUCUUUUAUCAUCUCAUGACAUUGAAACAAGAAUUUGAUCCUUUUCAAAUAAUCUCACCUCCAAGUGCAGGUAUCAUUGAACAUCAAUAUUCAAUAAUGCCCAACAAUUCACAUGUUAAGAUUUUGGAUGUUGGAGUCGAUAGAAAUGAACGAAGACAGAUUACUCCUUGUCUCAACAAUGAUGUUGUGGUAGUAUUUAUGGCAUCACUUCCUGAAUUUCUGAAUACAAAUUUUUAUUAUGAUGAAGGAUUGGACUGUAUGAGAGAAAGUUUGGAAUUUUAUUCACAAUUUCUUCAAAGAGCUAAUUUAGUAGCAAAAUUACGAACCGUUCUUUUAUUGACAAAACCUGACUUGUUUAUGAAAAAGUGUAAUCAAUGUUUUGGGAGCGAACUGCCCUAUACACGACCAACAGCAAAUGACAUUCGUACAGAGUUGAAGAAUAUUGGAACAUUGAGGAAUUGGCCACGCAUCAUUGUCAACUCAAUCGUUUCAGAAUAUUGCAACAUUUUUAACAAACAUUAUCAAGGGAAAUUUGAAUAUCAUAUUGUGAAUACUUUGAACCAAGACGAAGUACUUGAAGUGAUGAAAGUAAUUUUAGCAGGACCUUCAGAAAGACAUUACAUUUCUCCGUGUCUGUUCGCAACACAGGCCGAAGCACGCUUAUUCAUGAACAUUAAUUGUUUUAAUGAUGUGACAUUCAAAUUUAUUGAGGAAUUUUCAUUGAAUUAA
Naegleria lovaniensis is the source of this 1155-nucleotide messenger RNA. RefSeq lists its product as uncharacterized. NCBI's taxonomy places the organism in Eukaryota, Heterolobosea, Eutetramitea, Acrasida, Naegleriidae. The transcript has a single exon. Gene Ontology annotation, molecular function: G-protein beta/gamma-subunit complex binding; guanyl nucleotide binding; GTPase activity. Bases 1 to 1155 code for a protein of 384 amino acids. Gene Ontology annotation, biological process: G protein-coupled receptor signaling pathway. The record is from RefSeq and is a predicted model, not a curated record.